Messenger RNA from Capsicum annuum, 1405 nucleotides. Its product is annotated as E3 ubiquitin-protein ligase SINAT5. The coding region runs from base 260 to 1198 and encodes 312 amino acids. Gene Ontology annotation, molecular function: protein binding; zinc ion binding; ubiquitin protein ligase activity. Gene Ontology annotation, cellular component: cytoplasm. The record is from RefSeq and is a predicted model, not a curated record. Lineage: Eukaryota; Viridiplantae; Streptophyta; Magnoliopsida; Solanales; Solanaceae. The transcript has 3 exons. Gene Ontology annotation, biological process: ubiquitin-dependent protein catabolic process; multicellular organism development.
UUGGAUGAAGAUCAGGAACAGUUAAUGUUGGGAAUUUGACGGCGAUCCUUAAACCUCUCUCUUCUCCUCAGACAACCUUUGGAAGCCCAGAAAGAGAAGAAGAAAAAAGAAGAAAAGAAGUUUGAGGUGUGGCAAAAGGGUUCGUUUCUUUUUAUUCUUGAUCCGAACCCUUGUUGUUACUUUUCUCCAAAUUUCUUUCAAAAAUCAAAAGUUUGAAUCUUUUUCUAUUUUGAUGAAAGUGGGUGGUUCAGAUUUUUGAAUGGAAGAAAUGGAGAUGGAUAGCAUUGAAUGUGUAUCAUCAUCAAUGGAUGGUGUUGAUGAUGAAGAGAUCCAUGCAUCUCAUCAGUACCCAAAGCCCAAUAAUAAUGUUGGAAUUGUCCCUACUAGUGUACAUGAAUUGCUUGAGUGCCCCGUUUGUACCAAUUCUAUGUACCCACCGAUUCAUCAGUGUCACAAUGGGCACACGCUUUGUUCUACCUGCAAAACAAGGGUGCACAAUAGAUGUCCGACGUGCAGACAAGAGCUCGGUGAUAUAAGGUGUUUAGCGCUAGAGAAGGUUGCAGAGUCACUUGAACUGCCUUGCAAAUAUUUUUCUUUGGGGUGUCCAGCAAUAUUCCCAUAUUACAGCAAACUCAAGCAUGAGACAUUGUGCAAUUUUAGACCAUACAGUUGCCCAUACGCUGGAUCAGAGUGCUCAGUGACAGGGGACAUCCCUUAUUUGGUUACGCAUUUAAGAGAUGACCACAAAGUGGAUAUGCACACGGGAUGCACGUUCAACCAUCGUUAUGUGAAGUCUAAUCCCCGUGAAGUAGAAAAUGCGACAUGGAUGUUGACGGUCUUCCACUGUUUUGGGCAGUAUUUCUGUCUCCAUUUUGAGGCCUUCCAGCUUGGCAUGGCCCCUGUUUAUAUGGCAUUUUUACGAUUCAUGGGUGAUGAAACUGAUGCACGCAAUUACAGCUACAGUCUAGAGGUAGGAGGAAAUGGUAGAAAGCUUAUAUGGGAAGGUACCCCAAGAAGUAUCAGAGAUAGCCAUCGUAAGGUCAGGGACAGUCAUGAUGGUCUUAUAAUCCAGCGUAACAUGGCACUUUUCUUUUCUGGUGGUGACCGGAAAGAGCUGAAACUUCGUGUCACUGGAAGGAUAUGGAAGGAGCAGCAAAAUCCAGAUGGUGGUGUGUGCAUACCAAAUUUAUGUAGCUAGUUCGUUUUCUUUCUUUUUUGGGUGAUUUAAUUUUUACAACUUCCCCUUUAAUUUUUACAACUUCCCCUUUUUUGUUGUUGGAUGUUAUGUGCAUGUAGGUGUGUAAGACAGCACUAUUUUUGUAUCUAAGAAUUCGUGCUCUGACCAUGUACUAGGAUGCUACAUAUACCUUUUUAGUCGUUCUAUCAAUUGUUUAUAACCAUUUUA